Molecule: messenger RNA, 1629 nt
Organism: Vicia faba (fava bean)
Lineage: Eukaryota; Viridiplantae; Streptophyta; Magnoliopsida; Fabales; Fabaceae
Source: the annotation of a GenBank genome assembly
AUGGAGCAUGUUAUGCAGCAAGGUCGUUCUCUUGCUGAGACGCCUACAUAUUCAGUUGCAUCUGUUGUUACUGUCAUGGUUUUUGUUUGCUUCUUGGUCGAGCGUUCUAUAUACCGUUUUGGAAAGUGGUUGAAGAAGACAAGAAGGAAGGCGCUUUUUGCUUCACUCGAGAAAAUUAAAGAAGAGCUGAUGCUGCUUGGGCUUAUCUCGUUGUUGUUGGCACAAAGUGCGAGAUGGAUCUCUGAAAUUUGUGUAAAUUCAGCCCUUUUCAGCAGUCGAUUUUAUACGUGUGCUGAACAAGACAUUGGCGUGAUUGAGAAUGUCGUGAUUAAAAACUCUUCCUCUUUCUCUGAUGAAACUAGUAUUCCAAAGGGGCUAAAUAGGGUUGCACUUCAUCAAUGUGGAGAGGGUCAUGAACCAUUUGUUUCAUAUGAGGGUCUUGAGCAGCUUCACCGGUUUUUAUUUGUUCUCGGGAUCACUCAUGUUCUGUAUAGUGUUGUGGCUGUUGGUUUAGCGAUGAGCAAGAUCUAUAGUUGGUGCAGAUGGGAAAAUCAGGCUACAAUGGCGAUUAUCGAUGGAAACGUGCCAGGAAAGAAAAACAAGGUGAUGAGGCGGCAAACAACGUUUGUUUUCCAUCACACGUCUCAUCCGUGGAGCAGGAAUCCAAUACUAAUAUGGAUGCUAUGUUUUCUGCGUCAGUUUAGAAGUUCUAUACAAAAAUCAGAUUACCUUGCACUCCGUCUGGGUUUCAUUACUGAACAUAAAUUGCCAUUAUCAUAUGAUUUUCAUAAAUAUAUGGUUCGAAGCAUGGAAGAUGAAUUUCACGGCAUUCUAGGAAUAAGCUGCCCGCUCUGGAUUUAUACUAUCGUCUGCAUCUUCGUAAACAUCCAUGGUCUCAAUAUAUACUUCUGGUUCUCCUUUAUACCUGCAAUUCUUGUGAUGGUAAUAGGUACAAAACUUCAACAUGUUGUGUCCACUUUAGCACUUGAAGUCUGGCAGCACCAGGGUCCAUCUGCCAGUACACAAGUAAAGCCGCGAGACGCACUUUUUUGGUUCAAUAAACCAGAUAUUUUGUUAUGGCUGAUACAAUUUGUGAUAUUUCAGAAUGCUUUUGAAAUGGCUUCAUUCAUUUGGACAUUGUGGGGAUUUAAACAACAGUCAUGCUUCAUGAGACAUCAUUAUAUGAUCGUCAUUCGGUUGACAUCUGGAAUUCUUGUUCAAUUCUGGUGUAGCUAUAUGACAGUACCCCUCAAUAUAAUAGUUUCACAGAUGGGAUCGCGGUGUAAGAAGGCGCUAGUGACCGAAAGUGUAAGAGAGUCUUUACACAGUUGGUGUAAGAGAGUAAAACAGAAGUCUAGGCAUGAUCAUUCUCUUCGCUCGCAUACAGCCAGAUCAAUAUGUUCCCUAGAAUCAACAAUCGAUGAGAGGGACGAGAUAACAGUUGUAUCCGGGACGCUAACUCGAACAACUUCCUUAGACUUAGAGUCUUUGAAUCAGAUGACAGUAACUUCAGUAGACCAGCUGAAUUUUAUGACUUCUAACAACCUCCAUAAUUCGCAUUACAACGGUGCUGGCGACAGAGACGAGACUAAAGUCGAAACUCUCCUAGAUUUGUUUCACAAAACAUGA